Molecule: messenger RNA, 1082 nt
Organism: Trifolium pratense (red clover)
Lineage: Eukaryota; Viridiplantae; Streptophyta; Magnoliopsida; Fabales; Fabaceae
Product: zinc finger protein ZAT10-like
Exons: 1
Coding region: 134-865 (243 amino acids)
Biological process (GO): response to stress
Molecular function (GO): DNA-binding transcription factor activity
Source: RefSeq, a predicted model, not a curated record
UCACCUAUUCUUCACUAUCACACUCCAAAAAAAUUAAUCAUAAUCACUUCUCUCUCUCUCUCUCUAAACCUUUUCUACUUUCAUUUGGGUAACGCUAACCAACUCUUGAAUAUUCUGUCUGUUUCAUAAUCUUAUGGCUAUGGAAGCGCUUAACUCUCCCACCACCGCUACUCCUUUCACUCCUUUCGAGGAACCAAAUCACAGUUACAUCGAUGCUGCACCUUGGACUAAAGGUAAACGUUCUAAACGUUCUCGUAUGGAUCAAUCUUCUUGUACUGAAGAAGAGUAUCUCGCUCUCUGUCUCAUCAUGCUCGCUCGCAGCGGAAACAACAACAACAACAACAAGAUUAUUACUCUUCCCACCGCCGUCAAACCUGCUCUAUCUGACACCGAAUCAGCACCCGCUAAACUCAGUCACAAAUGCUCUGUUUGCAACAAAGCUUUUUCAUCUUAUCAAGCACUUGGUGGACACAAAGCCAGUCAUCGGAAAAGUGCUGUUAUGUCAACUGGUGAAGAUCAUCAGACUACAACAACCUCAUCCGCUGUGACUACAAGCUCUGCUGCAUCCAACGGUAAGAUCAAGUCUCAUGAAUGUUCCAUUUGUCAUAAAUCCUUUCCUACUGGACAAGCUUUGGGAGGACACAAGCGUUGUCACUAUGAAGGUGGUGCCGGUGCCGGUGGUGGAAACAGCACCGUAACUGCUUCUGAAGUUGGAUCUUCUCACAGUCAACACCGUGAUUUUGAUCUUAACCUCCCGGCUUUUCCGGACUUUUCAAAGAAGUUUUUCGUGGAUGAUGAGGUUUCCAGUCCUCAUCCUGCAGCUAAGAAGCCAUGUCUUUUCAAGAUUGAAAUUCCUCAAUAUUGAUCAUUGUGAUUUUGUGAUCAAUAUAGAUCUAUCUAAGUUUAUUAUUAUCAUAGUUAUUUUAAUUUAUUUUUCGAUUAUUUGGGAUCAAUUUGUUCUGUAUAUACAAAUUGGGAUUGGUUUUAGAAUUUAGAAGAUUGUGUACUUAGACAAUUCAAUUCAAUUCAAAUUCAAUUGAUUAAUUAUUUUUAUUUAAUUUAUGGAAAUUUAUCGAUUUUUA